Molecule: messenger RNA, 1020 nt
Organism: Talaromyces stipitatus ATCC 10500
Lineage: Eukaryota; Fungi; Ascomycota; Eurotiomycetes; Eurotiales; Trichocomaceae
Exons: 4
Coding region: 1-1020 (339 amino acids)
Source: RefSeq, a predicted model, not a curated record
AUGAGUGAAGCACGACGCACACCUCAUGGUCCCCGUCUAAGCAGUUUGGUGGAAGACUAUAUCCGAAGAAGCUUACAACGUGGCGUGCAUCCUGCGCUCGAUCUUCUCAAGGAUAAGGAAGACCCAGUGAGCGUGUCUCACGAGAGAAGGACUCAUGGAGGGUCCCUAAAUACGGAACAUGAAUCGGGAGGUGCAGACAAUAAAAGAAACAAAUUGUAUAGGGAUAUCAUUGAAGAGCGAGAAAGAUUCCGCCAGGCGAUGGAGGAUUACGAACGAACCACUGCUGGAACCAGGUUCCAGACUGAUGUGACAAGCAAACCAUUACAUACCUGGGAGGAAGUCUUGGAGGAGGUUGACAAAGUGUCGAGAAUCUACAACUCCAAAGCGACUGUUUGGGGAAAAGUUAGAACAGGCCUGCAUCAGCUUGAGAGCAAUAAUAAAGCUUUUGAAGUAUGGGCUGACCUUUGCCGUCGGGAGAUUAUUGUUCAGCUUUCAGUGGAGGUGUUCGUAAUCCACCACAUUUUCAAUCCGCAUAAACAGUCCGCUAAUCCCUUAAAGGCUGCGGCACGACUAGCAGACCUGCGUUGUAUAAUCUCGGAUACAUUGACAGAAAUCCCCGUCUUGUUAACAUGUAUCCAUCGGGCCUUAAACAUCUUCGAGAAGUCCGAAGAGCUACAGCAAUGUAGCGCAGCGCUCUAUAUAGCUACCAUCGCGGUGCCACACCACAUUAUCUGCUGGUACAAGACAAAAGCGAUAAAAAAACUCAGUCUGAGAAUUGUCAAGCAAGACUCGUAUGAGACAAAACUAGAAUCUUUGCUUCAAGACAUGCGGAACAAAUCUGAGAGUCUUGACAAGUUGGCUCAACUGUGCUCUUAUCAGGCCAUUGAAGAAACGAGGAAAAGGAAACUGAACAAACUUGACGGUCUGGUCUGGAAACUCAAUGCAAUCAUGGCAGAAUUCUUGGGAAGUCACGAUCGGUUAUAUCCUAAGACGAAAGAGAGUGAGGGCGGAUCGCCAUAA